Amorphotheca resinae ATCC 22711 is the source of this 1380-nucleotide messenger RNA. RefSeq lists its product as hypothetical. Bases 48 to 1142 code for a protein of 364 amino acids. The transcript is spliced from 3 exons. The record is from RefSeq and is a predicted model, not a curated record. NCBI's taxonomy places the organism in Eukaryota, Fungi, Ascomycota, Leotiomycetes, Helotiales, Amorphothecaceae. Gene Ontology annotation, molecular function: hydrolase activity; zinc ion binding.
CUGUGUUUGGUGUUGUGAUUUUGCAGUGUCUUGUCAACAAAGAAGAUAUGUUAAUUGGUAUCUGUGGAGGAAUCUGUGCUGGGAAGCACACUGUGGCCCAGUACUUGGUCGAGCAUCACGGUUUUACCCACCUCUACCUUCGACAGGACACCACCACUGAAGAUGAUUACAUGCGUCAACAUGGAUAUGGAAAUUAUAUAGAGGAAGAAGGUUUAAUAUCUACGCGUCCCCCUCCCCAGUUCAAUGGCAUUGUACGAAAACCAAAGCCCAACCCCACAACAUACACCUUCGACACCACCGAAGAUCUGCUGGAAUUUGUCACAAAACAAUGGCGGGAACGAUGGGUUAUAACAGAUAUCCAUACGGAAUCCAUCUUGGACCGGCUUGUCUCCCGGCCGUUCUUUAUCCUUGUCAGUGUCGACGCCCCUGUCAGUGUACGAUGGCGGCGUUUCCAAGCUCGCUUGCAGAAGACGCAACCCUCCAGCCAAAGCCCCAGCCUCGAAGACUUCCUCCUGAAAUCCGAUGAACAUCUCUACUCUCCUGACAGGGGCCUCUUGCCCAUUAUCUCCCGCGCUACCAUUCGGCUCAUCAAUACCUCCUCUGAUCUCGCACAUCUCUAUGCAACGCUGGGCAAAUUGGAUCUCACAAACGAGGAUAGGCUGCGACCUAGCUGGGAUCAAUACUUUAUGCGACUUGCCUCGCUGGCUGCGCAGAGGAGCAACUGCAUGAAGCGACGUGUAGGUUGUGUUCUGGUCAGAGAGAAACGUGUCAUAAGCACCGGCUAUAAUGGUACCCCGCGGGGCCUGAAAAAUUGUGGUGAAGGAGGCUGUCCGCGAUGUAAUGCAGCUCAAGGAUCCGGUGUUGGCCUGGGAACAUGUCUAUGUAUACAUGCCGAAGAGAAUGCCUUAUUAGAAGCUGGAAGGGAGAGGAUUAGAGAGGGUUCAAUCCUCUAUUGCGACACUUGUCCUUGCUUAACGUGCAGCAUCAAGAUCGCGCAAGUUGGGAUCAGCGAGGUAGUUUAUAGUCAAGGAUACAGCAUGGACACCGAGACCGCAGCGGUCUUUACACAGGCAGGUGUACGGUUACGACAGUUCAUUCCGCCCGCCAAUGGCUUAAUCCAUCUAGAAAGCCAAAUUCUAUAGUAGUUGGUGGAGCCUACUGGAACAGUUCAACUUUCCAGCAACUGAUUCUUCCCCUUGGAUUUCAGGUCUAAAAAGCUUAGAUGAAGAAGAGGGACUCUUCUUCAUAGAAAAGAAGUCUCCAUCGUCUCUGCGAGAAAUCAAGGAUUAUGUAUCAACGCACCUCUAUGAUCUCUGCUGCUUACAGUUCAGUUGGAUGGUAGGAUAGCAAGGCUAGACAAUACCUACUUGGUCAUUAUCC